CUAACUAACCAGCUUGUACCUAUACUUAAACAACAUAUCUGGCUCAAUUCCAUCAUCAUUUGGUGCUUUGACGUCUCUCACUGAUCUUGAUGUGAGUGGCAAUCAACAUAGUGGUUCUAUUCCUUCAUCAUUAGGUGAUUUGAUAUCUUUGAACACCCUUUAUUUGUACCAAAAUCAACUCUCUGGUCCAAUUCCAAUUGAACUUGGGAACUUGACGUCUCUUAUUGAUCUUCAGUUGGCCAACAAUCAACUUAGUGGUUCUAUUCCUUCAUCAUUGGGUAAUCUGGCAUAUUUGAAUGUCCUAUAUUUGGACAACAAUCAACUCUCUAGUCGCAUUCCUACUGAACUUGGAAAUUUGAAGUCUCUCAUUCAUCUUACGGUGAGUGACAAUCAACUUAGUGAUUCUAUUCCAUCAUCACUAGCAAACCUCAACAACCUACACACUCUAUACCUCCAUGUGAAUAAUUUAUCUAGUUCCAUUCCUUUUGAACUUGGGAAUUUGAAGUCUCUCAUUGAUCUUUCCAUGUAUAAAAAUCAACUUAGUGGUUCUAUUCCUUCAUCAUUCGGUGAUUUGAUAUCUUUGAAUGCCCUUUAUUUGUACGAAAAUCAACUCUCUGGUCCCAUUCCAAUUGAACUUGGGAAUUUGAAGUCUCUCAUUGAUCUUCAGUUGGCCGACAAUCAACUUAGUGGUUCUAUUCCUUCAUCAUUAGGUAAUAUGACAUAUUUGGAUGUUCUUUAUUUGGACAACAAUCAACUCUCUGGUGUCAUUCCUAUUGAACUUGGGAAUUUGAAGUCACUCGUUCAUCUUACAGUGAGCGAUAAUCAACUUAGUGGUUCAAUUCCAUCAUCACUAGCAAACCUCAGCAACCUACAGACUUUGUACCUCCAUGUCAAUAAUUUAUCUGGUCCCAUUCCUGUUGAACUUAGGAAUUUGAAGUCUCUCGUUGAUCUUGCCUUGUAUAAAAAUCAACUUAGUGGUUCUAUUCCUUCAUCAUUGGGCGAUUUGAUAUCUUUGAAUUACCUGUAUUUGUACCAAAAUCAACUCUCUGGUCUUAUUCCUACUGAACUUGGUAAUUUGAAAUCUCUUACUGAUCUUGAAGUGGCUGAGAAUCAACUUAGUGGCUCUAUUCCUUCAUCACUAGCAAACCUGAGCAACCUACAAUCUCUGUCCCUAUAUGGUAAUAGAUUAUCCGGUCGUAUUCCUAUUAAAAUUGGGAAUUUGAAGUCUCUCACAAUUCUUGAUGUGGGUGACAAUCAACUUAGUGGAAUUAUUCCAUCAUCAUUGGGUGAUUUGACAUCAUUGAAAGUUCUUCAUUUGUACCACAAUCAAGUCUUUGGUCUCAUUCCUACUGAACUUGGGAAUUUGAAGUCCCUAACUAAUCUUGAUGUAGGCUCCAAUCAACUUAAUGGUUCUAUUCCUUCAUCACUAGGAAACAUGGGCAACUUAAAGUGGAUGAUCCUCAUUAGUAAUAAAUUAUCUGGUCCAGUUCCUACUGAACUUGGGAAGUUGAAGUCCCUCACUCAUCUUGGGAUGAGCUACAAUCAACUUAAUGGUUAUAUUCCUUCAUCAUUUGGUGAUUUGACAUCUUUAAAUUCCCUUUAUAUGCAUUACAAUCAACUUGUUGGUCCCAUUCCUACCCAACUUGUGAAUUUGAAAUCUCUCACUGAUCUUAGGGUGAGCAACAAUAAACUUAGUGGUUCCAUUCCUCUAGAAUUUGGAAAUUCAACUCAACUACAAAGGCUUGAUCUGUCUUCGAAUCAUUUGGUUGGUGAGAUCCCAAAGGAGUUUGGGAAGAUGAAAACUAUGUUGUAUUUGAACUUGUCUGAUAACCAACUUUCAGGUGUUAUACCUAUGGAGCUUCAAUUCUAUGAACGCCUUGAAGAACUCGAUCUCUCUAGAAAUAGAUUGAACGGGCCGAUACCAAAAAGUAUUGGUCAUUGGGCACACAUCCACCACUUGAAUCUAAGUAAUAACAAGUUUAGUGAAAAAAUUCCAUCUGACAUUGGUAAAUUAGGUCAACGAACACAACUUGAUUUAUCUCAGAAUUUGCUCACAGACGAGAUACCAUCUGAAUUACAAACUUUGCAAAGUUUGCAAAAAUUAGAUCUUUCUCACAAUAGACUAUCUCGUUCUAUUCCUGAUGCUUUUACAAGUUUGCCUCAUGGGAUUGAUAUCAACCUUUCCUACAAUGAGCUCUCAGGUCCAGUUCCCCUUUGCACCAACUUUGUAAAUGCAUCCUUACAAGGCAAUCCAGGUUUGUGUGGAAAUUAUACAGGACUCAAAGUUUGUGCAAUUCAAAUCUUGAAGAAGAAAAAUGAUCCCUUUCAUCAUCAUCUCUUCUUUGUAAUUAUGCUCCCUCUUAUCGGGGCAAUUCUACUUGGUCUUUUCAUUUGUGGCCUUAUUGCAUAUCGAAAACGAAAGAGCCAUUCUCAACAAAAACCAUUGGGCAAAGAAGGAGGCGAUUAUUUCUCUAUAAUAAGUUUUGAUGGAGGAGUAGUGUAUGAUGACAUCUUGAAAGCAACGAACAAUUUUGAUGAAGCAUAUGCUAUUGGGAUCGGAGGAUAUGGGACUGUGUACAAAGCCGAGCUACAACAUAAUAGUAUGGUAGCUGUCAAGAAAAUUCACUCAUCAUCUGAGAAUGUUGAUCAUAAUGGUUUCCUUAAUGAGAUAAGAGCAUUAACAAACAUUAGGCAUCGAAACAUAGUGAAACUCUAUGGAUAUUGCUCCCAUGCCCGCUACUCAUUUUUGAUUUAUGAAUACCUUGAAAAGGGGAGCCUUGGAUUAAUCUUAAGAAGUGAUGUCUUAGCAAAAGAAUUGGAUUGGUUGAAAAGGGUCAAUAUUGUAAAGGCUAUAACUAAUGGUUUGGCGUAUAUGCAUCACGACUGCUCACCUCCUAUAAUUCAUAGAGACAUAUCCAUAGCCAACAUCCUUCUUGAUUCUGAUUAUGAGGCACAUAUUUCUGAUUUUGGCACGUCCAAGCUAUUAAAGCUAGACUCAUCCAAUUGGACCGCAGUUGCAGGCACCUAUGGUUAUAUCGCACCAGAGCUUGCUUAUACAAUGGUGGCAACCGAGAAAUGUGAUGUGUAUAGCUUUGGAAUUUGUGUACUAGAAGUGAUCAUCGGAAAGCAUCCCAGUGAACUACCAACGUUGUCUGCUGAUUAUUUGGUGUUUGCAAAUGUUGGAGACAAUCGGAUUCCACUUCCCUCACCACAAGUUGAGAAGAAGAUUAACUCGGUACUAAGACUCUCAAGAGCAUGUUUGAACUCCAAUCCACAUGAAAGACCAACAAUGCAACAAGUUUCAAAUCUGUUAACGAAGGUUCUGCUUUGAAUCGACACCUCUUUGCUGAUCGAUAUAGUGUACUUAAUUUCCGUGUUCUUCACUCUUCUCAAGUUCGGUAUAUGAAUCAUCAUAUAAAUAUGUAUUCAUUUGAAUGUGUUUUUGUAAUAAACUUUACAUAUGUUUGUAGUAGAUAAAAAAAAAUAUGUCAAUGA
Messenger RNA from Lactuca sativa (garden lettuce), 3495 nucleotides. RefSeq lists its product as uncharacterized. Lineage: Eukaryota; Viridiplantae; Streptophyta; Magnoliopsida; Asterales; Asteraceae. Gene Ontology annotation, molecular function: protein kinase activity; protein binding; ATP binding. Gene Ontology annotation, biological process: protein phosphorylation. The record is from RefSeq and is a predicted model, not a curated record.